Messenger RNA from Lichtheimia ornata, 1356 nucleotides. RefSeq lists its product as uncharacterized. The transcript has 14 exons. Bases 1 to 1356 code for a protein of 451 amino acids. Lineage: Eukaryota; Fungi; Mucoromycota; Mucoromycetes; Mucorales; Lichtheimiaceae. The record is from RefSeq and is a predicted model, not a curated record. Gene Ontology annotation, biological process: DNA replication, synthesis of primer. Gene Ontology annotation, cellular component: alpha DNA polymerase:primase complex.
AUGACAGAAACACACAAAGAGCUCGAAGAUGUCCCAAUGGAUCUGUUUGACGAUGACUUUGAAGACGGCAUGGACACCGAUCAACAGCCCAACAACACUCCUCUAGCGAACAAAACGCAAUCACUCGAUGACGAUCCAGUGUUCCUGUUGCGACUCUUUUAUCAGCGCUUCUUUCCUUACAAGCAGUAUUUCCAUUGGUUGAAUUAUGGCACAGACACUUCGCAAAACUUUACGCACCGAGAAUUCAGUUUUACAUUGCCAUCUGAUAUUUACAUCCGAUACAACUCGUUCCAGGAUAUCGACGUUAUGAAGAAAGAGAUUGAACGACUUCAACCAGUGAAAAUCGAUAUUGGAGCUGUAUACUCGGUCAAGCCAAAAGACAAAAAGACCGUAAACGAGAAGGCAUUCAUUCCAAAGGAGAAGGAAUUGGUAUUCGAUAUUGAUAUGACAGAUUACGACGAGAUUCGAACAUGUUGCAGUGGAGGCGAUAUUUGUCACAAGUGCUGGGAAUUCAUGACAAUUGCAAUCAAGGUCAUUGAUGCUUCUCUUCGACAGGACUUUGGAUUUAAGCAUAUCAUGUGGGUCUACUCGGGUCGUCGUGGUGUGCAUUGCUGGGUAUCCGAUGAACGAGCUCGCCGGUUGAACAAUGAAAGCCGAAAGGCCAUUGUUGGAUUUCUUGAAGUGAUCAAGGGUGGUGCUGAAAGUGCUCGCAAGGUCAAGUUACCGGCUACAUUACAUCCUUCACUUGGACGUUCAUUGGACAUUCUCAAACCCUACUUUGGAUCAUUACUGCUCGAGGAACAAGGCAUCCUGGAUAAACCUGAGAGCUGGGAAAAAGUGUUAAAUAUCCUUCCUGAUGCAGGCAUCCGGGAAGAAUUGAAUACAGCAUGGAGUGAGGAUCCUUCUAGGUCAGGAGAAGAUAAAUGGCAAGAUUUGCUCGGGUUGCUUACAGCCAUGGAUAAGAAAAAGAAGAGAUCGGAAGGAAGUCAAGUUGCCAGAGACAUUGUAUUCCAAUACAGCUAUCCUCGGCUAGAUGACAAGGUCUCGGUGCAGAUCAACCAUUUACUCAAGAGCCCAUUCUGUGUACAUCCAAAGACACAACGUGUAUGUGUGCCUAUCAAGGUGGAAGAUUGCGACAGCUUUGAUCCACUGGGUGUACCGACGUUGAGUCAAUUGGCCAAAGAGCUGAAUGAAUACGAUCAAAAGCAUAAAGACAACACUGAACGCAAGAUUCCCGACUACAAGAAAACUUCUCUACGACCGUACAUUGAGACAUUUGAAAAGUUUGUCAAUAGCCUGAUGAUUGAAAGCCAAAAGAUAAAGCGAGACAUAGCACAAAACAGCAUGGAGUUCUAG